AUGCUUCACUGUCCGGUUGUUGGUAAAAAUGUUUUCUAUAAAGCGGCCGUAUAUGAACAUGCCGUAAUAUUUCCGGAUAAAGUAGCAGAAUCUUACGAAGAGGCUUUUAUACAGAUGUCAGCUAAUCUUAACAUCUAUAAAAUACAGACAGACGUUGCAGGCCAACUUGAUGUUGAUAUAAUUGUCUUCCCAGAAAAUGGAAUAUAUGGAUAUAAACUAAACUCACCCUCCGAUAUAGAAAACUACCUAGAAUUUAUUCCCGAUCCUUCAAAGGUCAACUGGACGCCAUGCAUUGAACCUGAUCGGUAUAAACGCACAAGGGUGCAAGCGUUCCUUAGUUGUCUUGCAAUGAAUAACUCCAUAUACCUAGUUGCUAACUAUGGUGAUAGACAACCUUGUCUAUCUUCCGAUUCUAAUUGUCCUCGGAACGGAUACUACCAAUAUAAUACUAAUAUCGUGUAUAAUAGAGAAGGAACACUUAUUGCAAGAUAUCACAAACAGAAUUUGUUCUUAGAGACACAAUUCCAACAGCCUGUUAAUGCAGAAACGAUUUUCUUUGAAACUGACUUCGGAAGGUUUGGGAUCUUGACUUGUUUUGAUAUUUUGUUCAAGAGUCCUGUCAUUAAUUUGCUGGAACAAGUUGGUGUAACUGAUAUCGUGUUCACCACAGCAUGGAUGGACGCAUUGCCAUUCUUUACUGCUAUUGGCUACCACUCAUCUUUUGCGCAUGCGUAUAACGUCAAUUUCCUCAGCGCGAAUCUCCACAAUCCAUCGGAACGAAUUCAAGGCAGUGGGAUAUACACACCAGAUGGCGCUCUAUCGUAUUACUAUGACAGAAGUUCACAAAAUGGACGUCUUCUGGUUACCCAUGUCCCCGUCAUUAGUCACGAAAGAAGGGUAUUCACAAAGUUUACUAUUAACACUACUGAAAUAAAGUUUUUACGAAAACAAGAAUUUCAAGGCAGACUGUUCGGUGAUAUGUAUAAUUUUAUUAGUCUUCGGUCAAAAAAUGAAAAAGUUACAAUUUGUUAUGAAGAUUUUUGCUGUUUCCUUUCGUAUGAACGAUACGAUAUAAAGGGCAAUUACGCUUUUGGAGUUUUUAGUGGAAUACACACUAAUAACGGUCCAUAUUUCCUUCAGGUUUGUAUUCUGCUGAAAUGUGUUUCGGAGGACAAUCGUUCGUGUGGUCGAUACACUCAUGAUGCAGACGGAAACUUUCAAUAUUUUAAUAUGAGAGGUAAUUUUUCAACUCCUUAUAUUACACCACAAGUAGUGACAUGCAGAAAUGGAACCCUCGAGUUGCCACCACCUUUUGCUUUGAAAUUUGAUGCAAAUGGCUUAACCGGAAGUUCAACGAUGUCACCAUUAUUAGAAACAUCCCUUGUUGGGCGCAUUUAUGACAGGGAUAAAGGAUCAAAUCACGUGGUAGCCGAUAAUCCUCGAAUUGUUCAAACCUCAUGG
Messenger RNA from Ruditapes philippinarum (Manila clam), 1461 nucleotides. RefSeq names its product pantetheinase-like. Lineage: Eukaryota; Metazoa; Mollusca; Bivalvia; Venerida; Veneridae. Gene Ontology annotation, molecular function: hydrolase activity, acting on carbon-nitrogen (but not peptide) bonds, in linear amides. The annotation marks the transcript as partial. The record is from RefSeq and is a predicted model, not a curated record. The transcript has 2 exons.